CUACCCUCGAGGCCAGUACGGAGAUUUGUGGUUCGAUUGAUCUCCCUGUCCUCUCAAUAUAGUCUGCCUACUUCUUGACUGCACUUUCAAUCUCUGUCGUCUUCCUCGACGUUCGACGGCCGCCUGGCUCAAAAGGAGCACGCUGGGACGGUCCCAAGCAAGGUUGCAUACUCUUGGUUCCACCACCGUAUAGAACAAGAGAAGUGGGCUGGUGCCGGAUUUGAUAGCCUCGAAGGCUGCGACUCCUGGACUCGGCGAUACUCACCACCGACAUGACAUGCUUGCUAAGGGAUGUUUCGAAGACUCGCCUCAUAGUCUCGCCCCCAAAUCCGUUAUCGUGAUCUCACGUUUCCUGUUAGCCAGACCUCCACUACUGGCAGGUAUGCCUUUCGCGUGUUGAAACCUGCUAUGGGCAACAUCGGCAGGUCCAGUACUGGCUGUGCCUUAUGUCGCAAGCGCAAGGUCAAGUGCGACGAAGGCAAGCCAGGCUGUAAGCGAUGCGCGCAGGCACGCAAGACUUGUCCAGGCUAUCCUCAAAUCCAAUUGCAGUUUCGUUCCGACUUCGCGUUUCCAGUUCGAGACUCUAGUGGGAGAGUGCAUGCGGUCGGCCCGACUUUACCGCCGGUUCGAACUUACAGUGCUAGCCGCCCGUCGGAUACUGAAGACGAAGAAGAGCAGGACAAAAUCAAGACUGAGCGCCUCUCCUCGCAGCCGAGUUCGUCCACGCCAGCACAGGCUCAACGUUCAAUUUCCCCAGCUCCGCGGUAUGAUGUCCACCAUCAGUCACUUUGCUUCUUCCUCAACUUGUUCUGCUUCCAAGCAGGCCGACUUUAUUCGUUCCCCGUUCUUGAUUUCUUGCCGGAUGUGCUGCAAAAGGCCGAUCCUUCUUCGAGUAUACAUCAAGCAGCAAUGGCGGUCUCACGGUUGACAUUGGCCGAUCAGUACAGUGGAAAAGACGUCAGGCUACAGACCGGUCGAGAGUAUGGUCAGGCUUUGGCCUUGACUAACGCGACGAUCCGUGAUAGUGCGGCUAGCAUACAAGAUGAGACUGUGCUAGCUGUGUGGCUACUCGGCCUGUACGAGCACAUCAGCGUUCUUUUGACACAUGGUCGGAGAACCGCAGAAUCCAAGACCCCAGAGGAAGAAUGGCACUCGCAUUUGUCUCAUGUUCGAGGUGCCAUGCAUCUUUUGCACCUUCGGGGAAUGUCACAAUUUACCAGUCCUCGUUCGGAAAAGAUAUUCCGCAUCUUCAAAGCAGCAAUUCAAAUGCGUCUGUUCAUUUUGACUCCUGUAACAUACAAGGACUUUGACGACCUGGAAAUCGAUGUGUUCAAGGAGGAACACGAAUUCGUACCAAGUCAGACAGCCAACAAAGCCACGGCUUACUUUCAUCGCGUCGCACGACUACUAGAAAAGAUCAGAUACCUCCUGGCGCAAAAGACUGACGAUCUAGCCAAAAGAAUGGCCGCAGCCGAAGAGUUGCUCCACUACGGCGAGUCACUGGAUGAAGCAAUGACCGGAUGGAGCAAAGACGAGCCCGGCUGGGAUAUCAUGAGAGUGCGCUGCGGAACAGCGGGCACUAUGUGGGCGCUUUAUCCUUCCCAUGCACUCUACCACUUCUACAGUUUCUGGGUUUACCUUUAUUGGAUACGCUUCCUCUCAGCUCGGGUAAAGCUAUAUGAGGGUCUGAUCGAGUUGCAGAGAGCCCUGACCGAGGACUCAACGGGCCGUCGCACUCCGUCUGCCGCCACGAACCUGAAAAUCUCGAAAUAUCAGACCAUAAUACAGAUGACUGCUUCGGAACUCAUUGGAUUGACUGCUUAUGCUCUGGGCGACGUGACCCCUACCGGAGGUUUUCAUUCUUCGGUAUCAGCGCGGAACCCACGACGGGGCUUUCAAGAAAUUAACGUCGUGGCAGCCAUGCAGCUGGUGAUUCCUCUGAAAAUGCUUCAGCGUUCGGAGUAUCCAAUGGCUACACAGAAAGGGGCGGUCGAUCUUGCUAUUUCUCACAUCGGCGAUGGAUUCCGGCGACAGCCACUGGUUUUCCUUUAAGGGGCAUCCUUCCGCUUUACUGUAUCGCUGGAUGGAAUCUUGGUCGGUGGUGUGUUAAGGGAGGAUCCGGGGUGAUGAUCUUGUGUUUACGCAAUACUGUUGUCUUGCAAGAUACAUGAUCCAUGUUAGUAAUGAGAUACCACGUAAUUACAGAAGCGUGCAGGGCAGGGCAGGGCAAGUGGACUUUCAAUCUGCAUCCAUGUCG
This is a messenger RNA of Exophiala xenobiotica, 2257 nucleotides long. RefSeq lists its product as uncharacterized. NCBI's taxonomy places the organism in Eukaryota, Fungi, Ascomycota, Eurotiomycetes, Chaetothyriales, Herpotrichiellaceae. Gene Ontology annotation, molecular function: zinc ion binding; DNA-binding transcription factor activity, RNA polymerase II-specific. Gene Ontology annotation, biological process: regulation of DNA-templated transcription. The transcript has 4 exons. Bases 409 to 2052 code for a protein of 547 amino acids. The record is from RefSeq and is a predicted model, not a curated record.